UUGGCAUUAUUCAGACUGAGAGUUCAUGAUCAAUCAACAGGAAUGAAACAGAUUCAGCCUGUAGACGUAGCAAUGGCUUCACCAGCGGUUGCCUCACCCGUCAAAGACGAUUUUGAGAGCAAUCUGGAUUUGGAGCUUGAAAAAUUGGAUGGUUGUCCUUUGGAUCAAGAAGAAUUUCAAUCCAAUCUCUCAAGUCGGGAAAAAUCUCCGGAGGGAAAUGGUGUUUCAGGGAACUCGAACCAAGAUCAUUUGGAAGAUUCUCCAAACACAAACAAUGACUUUGAUAAUAAUGGGAAUACUGACGAGGAAAGCACGGGAAUCCAGGAUGGAUCCAAGUUAGAGAGCGGCAGCAAAACAAUUAAUAUGGGAGAAGCUGAUGAUCAUGAUGAAGGAGACGAAGAAGAUGACGAAGAUGAUGUAGAUGAAGAGGAUGAUGACGAAGAUCAGGAUGUUGAUAGUUUGUUGAAAGAGGUCUCUGAAUUGGUCGAUAGCGAUUCCGACUCGAAGGAUGAGACCAGGAACACAGAGGCCCGACCUCCACCGAAUGUAGAGGAGGAGGAAAACGAAGCGGCCAUGUUGCUCCUUGAGGAUUCACAAAGCCCGCAACCGGCCAUGGAUUUGGAUGAGGCGACUACUUCCCAAUUGCUUGAGGAGGAGGAUGACGAAAUGACCUCUGAUUUCAUCGCUGCAGAGGCUGAUUUGGGUGAAACAUCGGAUUUGACCUCGCUUAACACAACUGAAGUACUGAACUCUGAAGAGACCACCAAAAACAAGCCAUCCAACUCGGAAUUUGACAAGAGUGCCGUUGUUGAACUUGGGGGAAAAAGCAAGGAUGGGUCAGCCGUAGUGGAUACGCCAAUCCACGCUGAAAAAGAGUCCUCUCCUGAGACAAGGUCUAAACCUACGACAGAGACUCAAUCAAUUGAAACAUCCCCCAAUGCCGUAGGUACACUUAAAGAUAUUGCCAAAGUGAGUCCACACUUAGAAUCGCAAUCAAUCAGCAAUCCUAUUGUUCGAGAUUCAAGUAUUCCCGCUACCAAUGAGGAAUCCUUGGAGACCACGCCUACAGAACAUGAAUCAAGUUCCAAAGAUCCUCCAUACUUGAGCUCAGAAUAUUGUGCCACUAAAUUGGACGAGGACUGUAUUGAACUAUCUGAUGCUGACAAGCCGGACAGGUCGAGCGAGUCCAAACCACAUAAGGUGGCUGAAAUUAGCACAACCGGAUCGAAGCUCUUGGAAGAGAAAGUCGUACUCCAUAGUGAAGACUCCGAAAUUAAAGAAUCAUCUGAUCCCGUUAAAAAUGGCCAGAAUGACACCCAUGUAGCCGUUGCUGAUGAAAUUAGUAAAACUAUUGACAAUGGAAAAAUUGAGCCCAUGGACGUUUCACCCAUUGUCGAGGAGACUGCCGACUUGGCAACAAACAAAAAACCGUCGACUCUUACAAAAGAAGACAAGGACGACUCUCGGACUAAAAAAGAUCGGGAUGUUUCCAGCCCUACAAGCAAUCAACCGCAAGCGCAAACCAAAGAUGAAUCCGAUGGCAAAGCUUCGAAUGGAAUCACUUUCUUGGAUGAUGCAUUAGAUGCUCUUCAUGGAAUUGCCCAAUCCAAUCGUAAACUAUUAGACGACGAGUCCCCCACCAAAAGACCCAGAGCACUAGAUUCGGAAUUAGAUGAGACAAUAGUGCCGGCAAAGAAAGUCAAAAUCGGCGAAUCAGACGAGCCCUCAACUCAUCAAAAUGGUGACGACGAAACAUCCGCUAAAGCAGCCAGAAAACUCCAGAAGGUUGUGAAGCGAAUGUCUAGACCGGAAAUCGAGGAUUUGGUCACGGAAAUCAUGGUUGAGGUCCUUUCUGGCCGGUCAGAGAUCGGUAAGCUUCGUCAGAAGUGUGACUCCUACGACGAGAAUCUGGAGCUGUGGAAACGCAAAGCCACAGCUCUACAAAAACAGUGUCAAGAUCUUAACACAGUGAUGCGGAAGUACAUCACAGAUGUUAAAAAUCGACCGCAAGACAAGUUUACUCCAAUCAAAAUUACCAGAUCUGUCGGGCUACAGGUUGUGGGUGAUCGGAAGCGUUUAUCUAUUAAUGGGGCCCCAACUAGCGUGAUUAAUAUGUCGCCUUUGAAGCAGAUGGGAACAACGAAAAAGACGCAUCAAAGCACAUCUUCAGUCAUGCCGCGAGUAACUAACAACCUCGCCAUCGCACCCGGGGUUUCCAAUCCAAAAGUUCCGAUGCGUUAUCCUCUUCCCCAAGCAACAGGUGGCUCUAACAUCCUAACAUUAAGAAAAGUACCAAUGAUAGGUUCCUCCAAUCCUGGCCCCAAAUCCAAGACCGCAAUCGGCACAGCCGUGGCUCCAAAGUCAUUGCUACACCCUGUUUCGUCUCAACCUAACAAGGUCGUGGUCUCCAGUCAGGUGACCCCAACCACUGUAUCUCAAGCGCCAAUUCCACAGAGACCUCCAACGAGCGCGCCGAAAGCAUCGAAUGACGUUAUUGAUGUAGUUGAUCUCUCAGAUGAGGAUGAAAAGCCAAGUCCUCAGGCCCCGGUUAAUAAACCCCUCCGGGUGGUGCCGUUUAAUCGCUUGCAAAAUCCGCAAGCCUCACGGCCCACGUCGCAAAAUGGGACGUCGAUGAAUAGUAGACCUUUGGGUAAUCAGCCCCCGUCGCUUUUUAGCUUGAAUGGACAUCCGGCACCACUUCCAGCUUUACCGCUGUCUCAGCACAAGCUGCAAACCCAAACGGGUGCAAAGGCAAUUCCUCCCAAGCCCUCACUUAAGAUCUCCAAAUUAAAGUCAGGCAUAGUUUUGUCAUGGAACGUGGACCUUGUGCCCACGAUCCACGCGGAUAUCACAUUUUACCAGAUAUUUGCCUACCAAGAAGGCAACGCAGCGCCUUCAUCCAGUCUGUGGAAGAAGGUUGGGGAUGUCAGGGCUCUACCUUUGCCCAUGGCUUGUACCCUAACCCAGUUCCAAAAAGGCCAUAAGUAUCAUUUUGCUGUUCGAGCCUUGGAUGCACAUCAACGUCUGGGUACCUUCAGCGAUCCUCAAUCAAUCCAGUUGUCCUGAGCUUUGAGACAAGACCCGAUCCAAUUCAUGGGUCACAUCAUUUGACUCGUUUUGUGUGCGUUAAGUUCGCUCCUAUCAAGGGCGAGCAUGGUUUGAGGAGGACACAAAUGUGUCCCACUCACCCCUCUUUUUGAAGCAAGUGAAUCUAGAACAAAUGCAUUGGGAUUUUGAAAAAAAAUAGAGAUGAACAUUGAAAAUGUAAACCGACGCACGCAAAAGA
This is a messenger RNA of Tigriopus californicus, 3286 nucleotides long. RefSeq names its product activating transcription factor 7-interacting protein 1-like (gene wde). The transcript is spliced from 6 exons. Gene Ontology annotation, molecular function: protein binding; transcription coregulator activity. The record is from RefSeq and is a predicted model, not a curated record. The coding region runs from base 43 to 3066 and encodes 1007 amino acids. Lineage: Eukaryota; Metazoa; Arthropoda; Copepoda; Harpacticoida; Harpacticidae. Gene Ontology annotation, cellular component: nucleus; transcription regulator complex. Gene Ontology annotation, biological process: regulation of DNA-templated transcription.